Messenger RNA from Cyprinodon tularosa, 3451 nucleotides. RefSeq names its product homeobox A11a (gene hoxa11a). Gene Ontology annotation, molecular function: RNA polymerase II cis-regulatory region sequence-specific DNA binding; DNA-binding transcription factor activity, RNA polymerase II-specific. The coding region runs from base 184 to 1098 and encodes 304 amino acids. The transcript has 2 exons. NCBI's taxonomy places the organism in Eukaryota, Metazoa, Chordata, Actinopteri, Cyprinodontiformes, Cyprinodontidae. Gene Ontology annotation, biological process: regulation of transcription by RNA polymerase II; anatomical structure development. Gene Ontology annotation, cellular component: nucleus. The record is from RefSeq and is a predicted model, not a curated record.
UCACGUGGGCUCCUCCUUAAUGGAGUCGAUGGAGAUGGCUCUCCACGUCAGCUUACGUCUCCCAAUUUGUGCUUAGCGAACCUGCUUCAAAGAGGCGAGAGGCACGGCGCUUCAGAGCCAUGUUCGGGGUGGUUAUAGAAGAAUCUAAGCCCAGCACAGAGUUGUAGAAACGGUCGAGCUACGAUGAUGGAUUUUGACGAGCGGGUCCCCGUCGGAUCGAACAUGUACUUGCCCAGUUGCACUUAUUACGUGUCGGCGGGGGCCGAUUUCUCUGGUCUUCCCUCGUUUUUGUCCCAGACCCCUUCCACCCGCCCAAUGUCAUACUCCUAUUCCUCCAACCUGCCGCAGGUCCAGCCCGUCAGGGAGGUGACAUUCAGGGACUAUGCGGGCAUCGAGGCGCCCGGUAAGUGGCCGCACCGGGGGAACUUGCCCCAGUGCUACCCGAGCGCGGAAGACAUGGUGCACCGGGAGUGCCUCUCUGCGCAAACCGCGGUGGUUGGUGACGUGUUUGGUAAAAAUAGCCCCUACCACCACCACCACCAUCACCACCACCAUGGCAGCGGCGGCGGGGGAGCAGCUGGCUCCGCCGCGGUGGCGGCCGCCACUUUCUAUGGGAGCGUGGGCAGGAAUGGCGUGCUGCCGCAAGCUUUCGACCAGUUCUACGAAACGGCAUACGGGAACGCGUCGGAGAACCCAUCAUCGGUGAACACCGCCUUCUCAGGGGACAAAACGCCUGCGAGCAAGCAGCCAGAGCAGGCGCCGUCCUGCCGGGACUCCGAGGCGAAGGAGCAGCGAGAUGAGAGCAGCAGUCCAGAGCUUUCUUCCGGCAACAAUGAGGAGAAAUCCAGCAGCGGCAGCAGCAGCAGUGGACAGAGGACGCGCAAGAAAAGAUGUCCAUAUUCCAAAUAUCAAAUCAGAGAACUUGAACGAGAAUUUUUUUUCAGCGUUUACAUCAACAAAGAGAAGCGACUGCAGCUUUCGCGGAUGCUCAACCUCACUGAUCGACAAGUCAAGAUCUGGUUUCAGAACCGGCGGAUGAAGGAAAAGAAGCUGAACAGAGACAGGUUACAGUACUACACGUCCAAUCCUCUGCUUUAGUGGACCCAGAAACGAGGAGAAGCACAUUGCUUCGGUUCCCCCCCUCCCCUCCUGUGGGACUACAUGGGGUUUGUUCACAGACUCACUGACUUCUCCUCAGUGUACCUCGUGUGCUAUACCACAGUGGCCGGCGACGGCAGCAAUAACACUGCUAGAUUGUUAAUUUCAAGUUCGAGGACACCGAAUGUGCUAAUAUGAAGCAACGAUUCAUGGGCCACGAUUUUACGCAUCACACUGAUUUUGAUAAGAGAAAAAGAAAACGUAGAAACUGGUUUUCUUUGUGCGCUCCAGGUCUUUGUUUUUGCCAAAUGCCCAUGCAAUUACGCCCUGAUUGCUGUGAUUUAUCAGGGGCAAAAAAUAAAUAAAAAAGCAGUCAUUAAUGGACUGCUUGAGUGUAUUUUGUAAUCAAAAAUUAUAUUUUAUUUCAUUUUUUUUGUCUGUUGUUUAAAUAAGAAUUGUACUGGAUUUAAACGUCAGGCGAAUAUGUUGAUCUAUAUAGGGAGACUGGUGUAGUCUACAUUGGUGUGACCAAAUAAUGAGUCCGUAUACGGAUUGCAAUGGUGGUUAUCUGUUUAUAUGUUUGCUUAUUUAUUUUCUUUGGCCACUCGUUUACUAUAUCUUCUUUUUGUCACGGCUGUCCGAGUCCCGUCCACGGACAGGUUUGAUUUCCCAACUUAAUCCAGCCUUACUGAUGUCUGACGGCCGCGUUUGGAAGAAAAAAGGGGUUGACUAUUUAUAAAAUGCGAACCUUUUUGAGCGUAAAGCCAUGCCGUUGAACAUAUGCAGGCCUAAACCAGACUGAUAAGCUCUGUCCGCUUGGAUCCGUGCGGAGUUGCACUGAGGUGUUCACGCAGGUGUAGCUUAGAUCGUGUCUCUCCAAUCUUUGGACGUCUGUGCAUCCAUUUAAUGGGUAGUACUUGUUCAUAUAAAAAAACUAGAACACCCUCUUAAAAAUCUCACUAUUAAAACCCAUGGUGUCUAACAAAUUUCUCCAGAAAAAGGUGAUUAAAGGUCACAAAUGGUGGACCAAUUAGUGCCACUUUCCAACCACAUUUAGACAUCAAUCAAGUUCUUUAAACAUUUAUUUCAUAUUUUACUUUCGACUUUAAAUUUGCUCAGACGAAAAGUAAUAUUUUUCUUUCUAAUCCAUGAAAUUUCAUUGCAGCAUUCUGAGGCGACAUGUUAAGCCUUAAUAUUAAUGUGAAAUUUCAAAUAAAUGUUUUCAGUGUUAAACACUUUGCAAAUAUAAAAUUUAAAAUUCUAAUCUUUUUUUUUUAGCACAGAAAAAUAGAGUACACAAUGUGUCUUAUGUUUAGUGCACCAUUUGUGUCCAAAUUUGAUUUAUAAGACGUUGUGUAUCAAAACUGGUUAGGCAGUUUGAACAGUAUUCUUUCACUAUCAAAAGAAUCAGAAUUUCUUUUCCUCUUUGACUUUCUAACCACAUUUAGGUGUCGCUUAGGUGGGAUGAAGUGUGAUUUUUUCCUAGUUUUAGUCUUAGAAAAUGUUGCUGCAGGGGUCUAUAUGGUGCAGUAAAGUUAAAAAAAAAUCGUUGCCACUUUCAAAAAUAUGGCCUGUUAAGUUUUGAAAAAGAAAAGUCUUCAUACACUUUUACCAAAGAAAACUGUCUUUUUCAGACCAAUAGGAUGUUUUUAGGUCUUUAGAACCACCCAAAUUUAGCCUACAGAAAUACACUAAAUGUCAAAAAUGGUUAGAAACACUUUUCAACCGAAUCUAGAUAUCAAUAAGUCUAGUUCUCCUUAAAAUUCGCAAAAGGUUUGUUCUUAGCUGUAAACAAAUUGUUUCAUUUUGUCCAUGUAGUAAAUUAAAUUUUCUGAAGCGUCUUAACGUGAUUACCCCUUCAAGGCUUUACAAAAGAUUUUGUGUUAAUUUUUUUUUAAUGUUUGAAGCUUCUUUCCACUUUUCUCUAAAUAUUGCUUUUUAAGUUUCAGUUGGAAUUAACCUGAACAAUGUUGCCUACGUCAGAAAUGUGACACCUGGCUAAUCCAGUCCAUAUUUAGCCUGAAGACAUCUAAGUUUAGACUUGAUAAAAUUAUUUCAUCCAAUGAUCUUUCAUCUACAUGUAGACAAUGGUUCUGAUUUUUAAGUUGCACCCAUAUUUGACGUUGUUUUUCAAACAUGUUGAAACCUUCUCUUGGAUUUAGCAGGGAAAGGAUUUGAUCUGUUGUUGGAUUUCUCUUCAUGUAUUCACGCUGGUUCUUGUCAUUUUCAGAGUGUGCAUUAAUUGCAGCCUCAAUCAGGGUAAUCGCAUUGAACAGUUGCUUUGUUAUGGCCAAAUUAUUGUGUAUUAUACUAUAUUUCCAAAUAAAUAAAAAAAUAAAACCGAGUUCCACGA